AUGGCUUGGUCAUGCGUGGUAAAAGAUGCUCUGAUAGGUAGUGAUGGACAGAGCGAAGAGGCUGCCAACAGCGUCCAUAUGCCAGGGGUGCCGGAGGCGCGCAGCCAGUCGUGCUCACGCGCAGGCAGUGUGCAGCGACGCCGUCCGAGCCGAAGCUCACAGUGGGGCAGCCACGCAAUAGAGACAGCUAAGUUUGUUGAGGUGUGUGCUGCGGCACGGCUGCGGCGCUGCUGUGGCGGCGGGCCAGCACCAGAGCUGCGGGAGCUAGUAGCAGGGAUUUGCUUGUCUGUGCUCAGUGAUGCAAAGCAAGUGGAAGACCUAUUGGCGCAAGAGUGGGUCGAUUCCUGGCAGGGCUGGACAGAGCUGCAAGCCAAUGGCAGCGACAGUGUAGCCGCGGCAGUGGCAGAGCGUUUCCUGCGAAUUGCCGGCGCAAACGUGCCGGUCCGGAUGACGUCCAACAGAGAACGGCUGCGUCAACUGGAAGAGGAAGGCCUCGACCUCAAGAUUGCUUCCUCCCAUGGUGUCAAUAACUGCCUGAUUGAUUCAUUGUUGCUGGGCUUGACGCUGACGGGCAUCGUUCCGCAGAAGUAUGCUGUGGGUGAGCGCGCGUCUGUGUGCGCGAUGUGCCGGGAAAACUUGCUGCACGAGCAUGGAACCCCCCUUGGAGUGUACUUAGACGGGCACAGAGAUACGCCGCGUAUUCUCAGCUUCUUCUUCCGUGAGCUUUGGGCAGCGGAAAUCGCCAUUCGAGUGUACUUCCAUGAUUGCCUUGAUCAAGCAGCGCUGGGCGGAGCUGCGGCGGAGCUGGCGUACGUAGACUUCACAAGGGGCGCUCCACCCAGUGACAGGCAGCACACGCUGUACGUGUACAAUCAUACUGACUCGACAGGAAAGGGAUAUCACUUCGACGCGUUAGUCCGGCUGCCGCUGCGCGAGAACGACUGGAGCUCCGCGUCACAAGAAACUGCUGCCGCCGUGAGCGCGCAGGAAAGCGCGGCGAGGACAGAGGCAAACAGCGCCGGCACCGACGAACCAGCGCAGUGGGCAGUCCGCGCAGAAGGCGCAGGCCAAAGAUUGGGCUCGCACGGCAUAGCGCCGGAAGCAGACAAGGGAGCCACGCAGAAAAGAGCCCGGAGGGAGGAACCAGCGAGGAGCACGCAGCAUAGACCGUCGAGUACUGGUCAAAAGAUACAGCGGCGUCAGCCACGGCAAGCUGCGCGGGAGAGUGGGCUCGCCAGGCAGAACCGCCGUACGAAGCAGCUGCGCGAAGCUGCGCAAGGGGAGGCACAAACUGAGAGCAGCGCUUGCCAGACUCAACAAAGGGAAGACCCCCUGGAUGCCAAGGCAGUGUCCACGUGGCGGCCACUCAAACGGCUGCGAACGAAAACAUCCGUAACUGCUAGCCAAAACAGCGCUGUCAGCAGCGAGCUUUUUGACGAUGACCUGUACGUGCUGCAGCUGCAAGCCGUCGAACAGAGCAAGGACCCCCGCCGCGCAGAAGAACUACGCAUCGAGCGCCUGAGUGAAGCAAUCAGCGAGCAGCCAACGUUGCCUUGGAAUUGGCAAAAGAUGGAAGCAGGGGUGGCGUAUGACCUGCCAAAUGUACACUGCAGUUUCAAGGCGUGUGAGUUCCAAGCAGACAAUGAAGAAGACCUGGCUGUGCACAUAGCCACUGCUCACGACGCGGCCUUUGCAAGCAGCAUGGAGGCAACACUGACCGAAGCAGAAAAGCUACGAAACAAGGGCAGAGAGCGCGAGAAGAACGCGGGUGGGCUACCGCACUGCGGGGAAGCGCUGCGGCAAAUGGCCAGCGUGAUCGUGAAGAGCGCGCAUGCAAAGAGCGACGAUGUGGACAUCGGCCGUGUAAUACAUCAGGCUCGCGUGCGGCGUCAGGUUGUGGUGCAGCUCAUAGAGGCGGCGGUGGAGCGAGGUCACCCCGCCUUCCAACAUGUGGAAAUGGAAGCGAUGUAUUGCAAGGCAGCGCAGCUGCCUGAGGACGCGGUCCCGGAAGAAGUCAUCGCGGUGUUACCAGUGGACAACGCCCUGAACCAAAUCAUCCGGCAGAAAGCCGCGACGCCGGUGCGAGAAGCAAUGCCAAGCCACGACUUAGCGCAAGAAUUCAGGCACAUGAUGAAACCCAAUGCUGUGGUAGCCGAAAAGACCAGCGUCGGGUUAACGGACGUCAAUGCCAGCCACGUGUCUGCGUUGCAAGCACGUUUCCGCCGCCACCCCGACGCACCGCGGGUAGAGUUGGCUGACUGGGUGAAAAUCAUGGCCCGCCGUUGCGAGGCACACGUUGCUCGUGACUGGGUCUUCGGAUUUUCUGCCUGGAAUUUACAUUUCCGUUCAGCCCUCAAUUUAAGCCGUAAUGUGGCUUUAUUUGACGUUCCGGUCUAUGACGAUAGUACAGAUACAUGGCGUCGGCUAAAAGGAGAGGAUAUCGAAGCAAGUGCACAGGAGUUGCUGAAAGCGCUGCGAGGCCAGUACAUUGACCGACGAGGCAGGCCAAAGGCUGUAAAUAUGGACAUAAGUAAGCUGCAGUAUGUGCGUGGCCUGCGCCCAGCCGCGCGGAAGCUAGUCAAGAACAUGCGACACACAGCGCAGGAAUUGCCGGGGACACAAGAAGCCCGCAAGCGGAUGCGUUUCGAAAUCGAAGGCAUGCGGAUACGCUUCGGCGUGCCGCUCUUUGUCACCUUUUCGCCCGACGAAGCACACCAACUGCUGUACGUCCGCAUGGCGCGAACUCGCUGCAGCGAUCCGGUGCGCGCGGCGGCCUGGGACCAAGACUGGAACGUGGGGGACCGAGACUACCCACCUGUGGACAAUGACACGACUUGGCCUCUUCAUGUCGAGACCUUCCGUCGGCUUGUGCCAGGCCAAGAUACGGAGGCCAUAGCCCAGGGCAUUGCCGAUGCAGAGGCCGCAUGGCCUGAACACAAAGACGCGGUGGCUAUGAUCCAGAGCCCACCCUACCAGCAGCGUCGCGCAUGGCAAGCGCAACAAGCGGCAGAAGAGGAGGGCAGAGCCUGGGCACAGCAGUAUUUGGCAGAGGAUGUGAGCACCCUCCAGUUCUUAAAGCAACAUCAUUAUCACCCGCCCAGUGGAGAGACAGGUGACCGCGUGCCCUUGCAUGGCUGCCAGAAAGCAGAUCGUCCCGGGGUCUGCAAAAGCGACUUCCCCCGCGAAGCUUGGGUCACGCCGGUCGCAAAAAUACUUUGUCCAUGCCAAGCAGAAGCGCACGGUAUGGCCACGCAAGGGCGCAAGAACCGCAUUGGGGCAUUGCACGGUCCGUAUGGCAACGAGUGGCUGAAUUGCUGUCACCCAGCAAUGCUAGCCAGUCUACGCGGAGCAAAUGUGGACGUGCAAGUCCCGUACCGGCUCCCGUUCGAUUGCCAGCGCUGUGGGUCUGACCUGUCUGCAGCGCAACGGCGAGAGAUAGUUCGCGCAGCACAACGGGCACAGGAUGCGCAGACGGGAUACUGCGCGGACUACUGCGCGAAGAGCCAACCCAUGGCAUUUCAUGAAAUCAAAGAAAUGCAGAAGGGCCAGCAAAGGCUCCAGCAAAGCAUGCAAAAAGAACCGGUCGAAAAAAUCGGACAGAGAACCGCGACGCGGUUCCUGAGUGAUGCGUACUGCAAAGGCAUCGUGCGCGGGCAGGUAGAAUGUUGCAACCUGCGUGCGUAUCAGAAGGGCAGCUGCGUCGUGGCUGCGGAGCGCAUCAGCACAGCAGCCUUCUGCAGCUUCCCUGGUCGAGCUUUGUUGCAGGCGGUCAAUGUCGCCGUCGGCGAAGAGGCAGUGGGGCACUCGGGCAGCAGAUACGUGUGGGGCAAAACAGGGCCCGGCGGCCGCCAAAGCUUACGGGAAGUGAACCCUGCGCACGCGUAUGGCCACAGACCGUCGCGCCCGGACAUAUGGUGUUUGUCUCCGUACGAAUUUACGACAACGUGGGAGCUGGAGCCACUGCGGAUUCCACGGACACGUAGUGAGUGGCAACAGCUGCACGGCACGCACUCGGAUGUGACUUUGACAGCCAGGGGCGCCGCAAAAUUCGGCACGGCCGAGGCAGACAACUGCAAGGUGCGGCUGCUGCCAGGCGUCGACUUCAGAAGAGCACAGGGCGCAGAAAGCCGGAACAAGGCGUAUUAUCCGUCAAGCGCCGGAAACGCGCUGUGCCACGCCUGGUGUUUGCGUCGCAAAGCCCGACCACAGUGCCCCCAGAUGGCCAGCGCGCCGGUGCCGAAUAGAACGGGCGAAGACACGGAGAGCAAUGCGAAGAUGACGAUGACGUAUUUUCGGGCAUGGACACUGGACAAAAAACGUAGUGGAGACAAAGUGCGGUACAUCAAGCACUUGCGUGAGCCAGGAACGACAUGGGACAGAAGCUUGCGCAGGUGGUUGCUACAGCUGCCAUGUGCCGAGACAAAGCAAUACGUGGGGAACUUCUUGAGCGUGUACCGCGUUCGGCCGGACACCGAGCUGGACAAUAGCGACAACGAGGACGACAAUGAAGAUCUGGUUGUGACGGAAGAGUUGUUAGGCGUAGCCUGCCAAACACAUGUGGCAGUGGAAGAAGACAACCACAAAGAAAGCAAGUGGUCCACACAUCGACGUUUGCUCGUGGACGCGUUACAGCGCGCCGAACAGCACUGGGGUGGCCGCGGCGUAUCGAAGAGUGCGCCGGGAGAAGUGGGAAACCCAUAUGCGACAAUGGACACGAAGGGCAUCGUGAAAGGUUUGCAUCGCGCGGCGGAGGCCCCCGCAGGGAACGCAACGCAGACGAAACUAGAGCCGAGCGUGACGCGACGGCCCGGCCGGUUGCAGGAAACCCUGGCGGCUAUCGACCGGUGGAGCAGCACGGUCGCCGACGGCAAAUGCAACCGCAAACAGGCCGAACUCUGUCAGCGCGUCGCGCAACAGGUCAGAGCAGAGCUGCUGGCAGAAGACGGCGCCAGUCCGCAGCCACUGCGCUGGGUCGUGCACGGGGGUCCCGGCACGGGUAAAUCGCACACGUUGAAAUUGAUCCGUCGCGAGCUCUUUGAAGGUAUCGCCGGGUGGACGCAUGGCUCGCAAUACCACGUCGUCACGCUGCAGGCGGUGAUGGCCAAGGAACUGGACGGCGAUACCAUUCAUCACGCGAUGGGCCUAAAUUGGCAAGGCGCGUCCGACGACAAGAUCAGCGGAAGCAAGUUCCUCGACCUGAGUGCGAAGGCCGUGCAAUGGCGGUGGCUGAUCAUUGAUGAAAUCAGCAUGGUAAGCGCUGAGCUGCUGGCAAGAAUGGAUUUACGAUGCCGAGAGCUAGUGCGCGAUCUAGCGCAGAGCAAGUACGCCCCGGGCAGCGCGCACGCGCAGCCCUUCGGAGGGUUGAACGUACUAGUGGCAGGGGAUUUAUGGCAAUUGCCACCACCGCGCGGAACUUUUUGGGGGGAAGUGCCUUGGGAAAUGUUGACCAAGGGGACCAGCAAAAAAGUCGCCCACACCGUGCAUGGGCAGAAGCUGGUGUGGGGCUCGCAGGCGGAGAACAGCAUCAUCCACGGCAUCACAGAACUAGAGCAGUGUGAGCGCACGCGAGACACAUGGCUGCAGACGCUGCAGCAGCAGAUUCGGGAAGGUGCUUUGAGCGCCGACAAUCACGCAUUUCUGCAUGGGCACGACACAGGUGUCCCGGGAAGUUGGUCCGGGGAAAAACUGGACUGCGAAAACGCAGCGUGCCAGCAACUGCUGCAGAGGAAGGUCGUCCCGGCUCGCAUUCGCACACUGGAGUGCAAGCAAUGCCAGCACGAACGCGCCUCGAAAAAGCGGGUGUUGGAUGGAAACAUGAGGGGUGACGAGCAAAGGAAGCUGGAGCAAGCAAAGGCUGUUUUUGCGACGAAUGCGGUGAAGUACCACGUCAACAAGCUGCGUGCACUAGACUGGGCACGCCAGCACCGGCAAGAGGUCAAAUAUGCCAUUGCAAAAGACACAAUUUCCAGCCGAGCGUUGCAAGAAAAACCGGACUUGGGCAAAGACAAGUUGACAUGGCUGCAACGUCACGAUCAGGACUGCGGCGGGCUGUACGGGGUUUUGCCCUUGUGCGUCGGCAUGCCUGUCACGGCAACCGAUCACUUGGAUCGCCGCAGAGGCAUACUGAAGGGAUGUCCUGGCACAGUUGUUGGAUGGAGCUGGCAUGAAGCAGCGGGCACAGAAGCAGGGAGUACGACACAUAUUUGGAAUCAGCUCCCAACUUGUGUCUUUGUCCGGUUCCAGACCAAGUCCCAGUGGCGAGCGCACAAGUUAUCCACGGACAACGUGUUUCCGGUGACGCUCCAACGGCAAGCGUGGCAUCUGGACAAGGGCCGAAAGCGGCCCAUGCUGCGGGUGGUGCGACGGCAAUUUCCGUUGGCUCCCGGGUUUGCCACGACUGCGCACGCGGCGCAGGGCCAAACUUACGCAGAAGGGGCGGUCACGGACAUGCAGAUCGGCGAAGGAGGAAGUGUGUCGCGAAGUGCCACGAAAGCAAACCCAGAAGCGGGUACAGCGCCGGGCAAUGGAAACGGGACGCGGACGCACGUGUGUGCAGAGAAUGCGUGCGCACAGAAGCGGUGCUACAAGUGCGGCACGGCCAAGCCGGAAAGUGCAUUCGGGGCGGCCGCGUGGAAAGGGCGCCAUGCAGACCGACGUGUCUGCAGGGACUGCGCCAUGAAAGUCAAGGGUGCGUGGCGCUGCGCCGUGUGCACGGAACGUAAGGCGCGCAAUGGCUUCAGCGCCUGGUCCAGGCAGCGCGCUGCACCGCAAGACGGAACGCAGCGUUGCAACGCUUGUGUCCUCAGCGCGGCCAAGCGCGCAGCAGCGCAGCGCGCAAACAACAGACGUGCGCGGCGCAGAGGACGGCCUGCCCGGGCGGAUGCACGGGUCUACAGCUGCCACGGGCAGCGGUUGCCACGAAGUGUCGCGCAUAGAGCCAUACGGCGCCUGGCUGCGACGCGGACGAAAGUAGCCGAAGAAAAGAGACAGCAAGUCAUAGGUCUUGUACGGGAAGAGAUCGCUGACCAUGUGCGACAGAAGCAAGCCGAGGAUGAGGUGCUCUUUCCCCGGGCGCAGGAGCCGAACCGGAGCAAAGAAAGCCAGACGGCUCAAAGCAAGACGGAACCGGAGGCACAAAGGCUCUCCACAGACAGCAUGCCGUCGCGCAAACGCCGCAUGGAACCACGACAAGACAAGCGCGCACAGCCGACGCCCACCAAGACCCAGACAGCGCCUCCGCCACAACGAAAGUCGCAGGCAAAGCCGCAACAAGCGACGCAAGCCACCCCGACCGUCGCGCAGACGACAAACGCACCGCCGGCAAAGUUGGCUGGACAGACGGCCGCCGCGGAAACGUUCCAAUAUGCGUGUCCGUUUUGUGAGGUGUCUGUGACCAGCACUGUGCGCACAGGCCAAGUAGAUCACCGCCGUGUGUGCGGGAAGUUGUUUCGUGUCAAAGACGGACACGUUGCCGCCAAGAACUUAGUCUAUGCGUGUCCAUUUUGCAAUGGAACUGUGGCGAGUAACGUGAGGACAGGGCGGGUAGAUCACCGAACCGUGUGCGGCAACCGAUUCCAUGUGAAAGAAGGCACGGUUAGCACACAGACGCGGCAGCAUGAGGUGCUCGCUCCCCGGGCGCAGGAGCCGAAUCGGAGAAAAGAACGCCAGAUGGCGCAAAGCAAGACGGAACCGGAGGCACAAAGGCUCUCCACAGACAGCCUGCCGUCGCGCAAACGCCACAUGGAACCACAACAAGACAAGCAAGCACAGCCGACGCCCACCAAGACCCAGCCCUGCACACAGACAACGCAAGUAGCACAGGCAGAGCCUGCAGCGAAGCGUGCAAAACACGUGUCGGUGAGCAGCCAAGCCAGGACAGCGCCGCCGCCACUACGAAACUCGCACGCAAAGCCGCAACAAGAGACGCAAGCCACCCCGACAGCCGCGCAGACGACACUCGCACCGCCGGCAAAGUUGGCUGGACAGACGGCCGCCGAGGAAAUCUUCCAUUAUGCGUGUCCUUUUUGCGAGGUGUCUGUCACCAGCACUGUGCGCACAGGUCUCAAAUCGUUCAGGAAAGACAACGCGCCGCAGACGGAUGUCGUCACGUGCCAAGAGUUCUGCGCGGCGUGCUCCACCAACGAGCCCGUGCAGCUGGACACCUUGGUGAAGAUCUUCGACAAGGACCGGAAACUCGGUUGCCUGGAGAACUUCUUCCUCGACAAGACGCUCGGCGAGGUCCGACGUGCUGCAGAAGCCGAGAGCGAUUCUGCGGCGCAAGAGGAGGAAUUGGACGAUUCCGAGGAGGCGCACGCGGAGCACUCCCGGGUGGUUCAGGCCUACAGAGAUGUCCAGUUCAUGUUGAAGGACUUGGGCCGCAUCGAACAGCUGGCGCUCAAGACAGCUCAGGAUUUGGACGUGAACCCCAACACCUUGGGAUUGGUUGGCACAAGCAAUCAUCCGGGUGUGGCGGCACCCGCUGGCAGUGUGCCUCCCAAGCUGAAGCGCUCGGUCUCGGAAGAUUCCAUUGGAGACGAGGCCUCGAUGGAGAAGCGCGACCCCCGCGACAUCGAGCGAUGA
Molecule: messenger RNA, 8580 nt
Organism: Durusdinium trenchii
Lineage: Eukaryota; Dinophyceae; Suessiales; Symbiodiniaceae
Source: the annotation of a GenBank genome assembly